Messenger RNA from Adelges cooleyi (spruce gall adelgid), 1440 nucleotides. It is a transcript of the gene Nmdmc, whose product is annotated as bifunctional methylenetetrahydrofolate dehydrogenase/cyclohydrolase, mitochondrial. Gene Ontology annotation, molecular function: methenyltetrahydrofolate cyclohydrolase activity; methylenetetrahydrofolate dehydrogenase (NAD+) activity; methylenetetrahydrofolate dehydrogenase (NADP+) activity. The record is from RefSeq and is a predicted model, not a curated record. The transcript has 7 exons. NCBI's taxonomy places the organism in Eukaryota, Metazoa, Arthropoda, Insecta, Hemiptera, Adelgidae. Gene Ontology annotation, biological process: tetrahydrofolate interconversion. Gene Ontology annotation, cellular component: mitochondrion. Bases 263 to 1291 code for a protein of 342 amino acids.
UUUUUGGUUGGAGUGGCGUCACGUUAUUUUCUCUAUAUCGUGAACCGGAGAUAUGAUAACCGAUUGGUGAUUAGAGAAGUCAAAUUCAAAUCCUGUUUCCAAAACAUAGAAAGUACAAACCACCAACCAGUAGCCACUAGCCACAACAUUGAGCAUUCUGCAAUCUGCAUUCGUAUUUCGUUAUAUAGUAUUCGGUAGUCUAUCUGUCCAUGAAUUGCAGGCCAGGUAACUAAAUCGGCGGUACGUUACAUGUGAAAGUAGAAUGAAGAUGCCACAAAAAUGUUGGGCUAAUGUCAAGUUAUUUGCUAGAAGUUUUCAUGCUUCGAGUAACAGACUUAAAGCAAAAAUAAUCGAUGGCAAAAGUAUUGCUAAUACUAUAUUGGAAGAAUUACGUUUAGAAACAAAAGAAUGGGUAUCCAAAGGUCAUAGAGCUCCUUGUUUAGUAGCUGUUUUAGUGGGUGAAGAUACAGCCAGUAAAAUUUACGUGAACAACAAAAUAAAGGCAGCAAAAGUUGUUGGUAUAAAAACUGAAACUAUAGUGUUUAAAGCGUCUACCAGUCAAACUGAACUUCUUGGAUGUAUUGAGCGAUAUAAUCAUGAUAAAAACGUGGAUGGAAUUUUAGUUCAAUUACCACUUCCAGAGCAUAUAACAGAGCGAACAUUGUGCAAUGCUGUUGCGCCUCAUAAGGAUGUCGAUGGUUUUAACAUUGUCAAUGUCGGUCGGUUUUGUCUAGACAUGCAAUGCUUGGGACCAUGCACACCUCUAGGUGUUCAUGAGUUAAUUCGUCGAACUGGUAUACCUACAUUUGGUAGAAACGCAGUUGUGUGCGGCAGAUCUAAAAAUGUUGGUAUGCCCAUUGCAAUGUUGCUACACGCUGAUAAUGCAGGUGAAACGUCAGCAAUGGAUGCAACAACGACUAUUUGUCAUAGGUAUACACCUCCAGACCAAUUAGCAGUAUUUACAAAAAAUGCAGACAUCAUAGUUUCUGCAGCUGGCGUUCCUAAUUUAAUUCGUGCUGAUAUGAUAAAGCCAGGAGCUGCCAUAAUAGAUGUUGGAAUAACAAGAAUGAUCGACGAGCAAACUUCAAAAUCGUAUCUUGUUGGCGAUGUGGACUUCAAAAGUGUUAGUGAAAUUGCUGGUUACAUUACUCCCGUGCCAGGAGGUGUCGGUCCUAUGACUGUUGCAAUGUUAAUGCGUAACACUAUAGCUGCAGCUAAAAAAUCAGUGAUCUAUAAUAUACUAGAUCCCGGAGCUGUGAUAUAUAAGCAGGCGUCUCAAAUAAAACCUUGAGAUGAACACUACAUAUUAUAUUAUUUGUUAUAUUUAUUUCAUAAGUAGUUUUUAUGUGCAAUUAACAUUUAUUUAAAUCUCAAAGUCAUUGUAAAUUGAUGUAUUUAAAUAUGUUUACUUGUUAUAAAUGGUCUUUAUGAAAAAUGUUC